Adineta steineri is the source of this 216-nucleotide messenger RNA. The record is from the annotation of a GenBank genome assembly. NCBI's taxonomy places the organism in Eukaryota, Metazoa, Rotifera, Eurotatoria, Adinetida, Adinetidae.
AUGAUUAUAUAUUAUAUACGAUUAAGUCGUACUCGUCAACAAGUUCUACCGUAUCCAAUGCAUAUUUUUGUCAUUGCUCAACCACAUCAACAACAAUUAUGUAAUUCUCAAAUAUUCUGGCAAUCGUCAACUGAACAAUUACCACCACCGUAUAGUUCUGUAGUUCAAUCAACAAAUACAAAUUGUAGUAUAGUACAUGAAGAUAGUCAAGUAUAG